Messenger RNA from Branchiostoma floridae (Florida lancelet), 970 nucleotides. RefSeq lists its product as uncharacterized. The record is from RefSeq and is a predicted model, not a curated record. The transcript has 2 exons. Bases 140 to 877 code for a protein of 245 amino acids. NCBI's taxonomy places the organism in Eukaryota, Metazoa, Chordata, Leptocardii, Amphioxiformes, Branchiostomatidae.
UCUGUCAAAAAAACUUGUUGUGCGUUCUCUAGUAAUCAUCUUUGACGCCUCAAUUCCUUCUAGGACUGUUGUAUGGUAGUUGUGUUGCUGUUCUUGUACCGCAGCCUGUAUUCAUCGCGAACUGGAAAGCAGCAUUACAAUGAGUGAUGUCGAAGCGGACGCUAGUCAUACAAGUGGCGGGGAGGUCGCAGGUAGUGGCGGCACCGAUUCGAGCGAAGCCCGGCGAGACAGAACGGAGUCAACCCACCCUAAAAACACUACAGAAUUUUCCAACAAGUGCCGAAAAGACUCUGUUUGCCUUUUAGUCUGUAGUGCGCUCGUCUUGACGCCUGGUGUUAUCCUACUGGCUAUUAACGGUGGUGAUACGGCUAACUUACGGUUGAUUUUGGGGUCAAUACUUUUGGUCAUAGGUGUUCAGAUUUUGGCAGUCGGGUGCUGCACAUUGUGUUGCAAAUCGGAAACAAACACUACUGAUCAGACGGUUGAAAUGAUGGCCUCUGGCGCUACACAAGCAAAUGUUUCAGGGACAGGGCCAACCGUCAUAACAGGGACGGGGUCAAACGUCAUGGUGCAUCCAACAACAAUCGCUGUGAUGAAUCCGCCAGGAGGCGCGACUGCACCAGCAGGACCAUGGCCAUAUCAUGCAGUCCCCGGAAUGCAGUACCCACCAUACUCCCCACAAUAUACCGCAAGUUUACCCUUUGGAUAUACACCUACCGGAGCGGUACCACAUCUACCAGCCGCUGUACAACCAAACUUUAUCACAGCUUCCGCCCCACCUCUGGAGAUUCCACUAUAUGGCGUCCAACCGGCCCCCAGUCACCCCCCUCCCCCUUCUUACGAAGAAGCCGUCGGUGUUGAGGAGACAGGAAUGUAGUCAUGUCUAUUUCACAGAUUUGAUACGAUAGCUGAUAAGAUGAUUCUAGAAAUAGUUUUAGAACUCAAUAGUAGUUUGGAGGCUUUUUGAUAU